ACUCAGAGUGGAAAACAGCAGCAUUACAGCAUCCGUCCAGGUUAAAGGUUGUUGAGUUUCGCUUUCCAGUCGUCAGAAAUGAGGCUUUCGUCAGUUUAAUGUCACAGGUGGAAGGAAACGCAGGCAGAGCUCGGACACGAUGGAGACGGAAAUACUGAGAAUGAUCUGCGCCGGCCAAGGAGCAGUCAACACGGAGGAUUUAGUGUAUAAUCUGUUUUCCGGAGAUCCCACGAAGUUGUCGGAGAUCAUUUGUAACCGAGAGAAAUUUGUUUCCUGUUGUCCAAACGGACAGCCGAAGGUGGUGGCCAGGACCCGCCUGAGACUUUGCAGAGUGAAAGACUGUCUGGGGAUAUGCAGGGGUCUACACCUGUGCAAAAACUUCCUCUUCAGCGGAUUCUGUCAGUUCACUCAGCUCAGGAGGGGCUGCAGCUUCUCCCAUGAGCUGACCUCUGAGCAUAACCAAAGACUUCUGAGGGAGCAUGAGCUGGAGAGCCUGAGCCGAGAUGAGCUGUGCACCCUGCUGCUGCAGAGUGACCACACAGUUCUUCCUGAUAUAUGCUACAACUACAACAAUGGUGAUGGAGAGUUCGGCCGGUGUCAGGAUGGUGAUGGUUGCAGGCGGCUCCACAUCUGUGAGAACUACAUCAGCUGUAAAUGCAGCUGCUGGAAGAACCACGAUUUUAAUGCUCCACAGCCAUUAAAAGCUUUGAAAGCUAGAGGCGUACCUGACACACUCUUUCAGUCCUUGAAAGCUGCUUAUGCAAAUAAACAGGCUUUGAAGCUGGCUGGAGUCAGUGACCAUGGUCAACAAAGUCAGAGAGGCAGAGGGAGAGGUGGCCAUCAGCUCAGCAGAGGUUGGAGAGAUACUUGGGGCAACAGUGGCUUUAGGGGGAACAGAGGAAGCCACAGCAGCCGCCCGGUGCAGGAUCAGGCCUGUUCACUUAGUGACAUUGCUGCAAACAUUGACGCCUUUGACCUGUACUCCAGCGAUGGACUGAAUGAAAGCGACGAUGAAAACUCUCCCACUAGUGACAUCUCUGCCGCCACUAGCGACAACGAUGCGAGCAGCGAAAAUGAUGUAAGCCAAAACCGGACAUGGCGUCCAAAAAAAGCUGCUGUGCCUUUUAGAGGGAGAGGCGGCAACAGGGGCAACCAUCGGCUUUUUCAAAAUACUCGUUCCUUAAGUGACGUUCGUGCUGCUGUCAGUGAUGUAGCUGCUAGAGGCGGAGGAUGGCAGAACAAUAGACAGAGCCCUGUCAGAGAUAAAACAGGGAUCUGCAUGUACUUCAUUAAAGGUCACUGCAAACAUGAUGAUCGAUGUUUUAAAGCUCAUGACAAGAUGCCGUACCGAUGGCAGGUCCAAGAGGGACACCAGUGGACUGAUUUGCCCGAUAAUGAGACAAUUGAGAGAGACUACUGUGACCCCAGUAACUCAUACAGUAGCACCAGCCCAGCCGUGCACUUUGACACGAUGACCUGCGGACUGAAGCAGGUACGUCGGCUCUCGACAGAAAACUCUGUGACUGAGCCGACCUUCAUCCACACCACCGAGUGGCUUUGGUACUGGCAGGAUGAGUUUGGGAGGUGGAACAUGUUUGCAUCUGCUAUUGGUGGACAUGAAGCAGCAGACAUCAACAGCACAAAGCUGGAGAAGUUGUUCCUGGGCAAUAAUAAAGACGUUGUGGAGUUUACUGCUGGUUCACACUCGUAUUCACUCAGUUUCGAGGACAUGAUGCAGACAAACAACCUUAAUGGCACGAAGACGCUUGUGUGCAGACGGCCACGGUUUGUCUCUGCUGUAGACGUCCGAACAAAGAAAGUCAGAAGGCCUGUGGUUCAAAAUGUUGGCCCAGUACCGGACAACUGGGACAAGACACAGAUCCCUGAAACAGGAUAUUCGCAAAUCUCGCUCCAGAGCAGCUCAAGAGAAUUUAAGGAGGUUGAAGCUCUUUUCUGUAAAACCAUGAGAGGCUUUGAUAUCAUCAACAUUGAGAGAAUUCAGAACCAAAGUCUUUGGGCGGCCUUUCAGUUGCAGAAGAAUCAGAUGAGGACCAAAAACCGAGGGAGAGAUGUGCCUGAACUAAGGCUUUUUCAUGGCAUCGACUCCAAAUCUGUAAACACCAUCUGCCACAACAACUUCGACUGCAGAACUCAUGGAAUGGCUUAUGGCAAAGGCAGUUACUUUGCCCGCGAUGCCAAAUACUCCCACGACUUCACCGGUGACGCUGACGUCCGAGCCAUGUUCAUCUCACGGGUGCUGGUGGGAGACUACACCAAAGGGUCCUCCGAUUAUUGCCAACCUCCUUCAAAAGACGGAGGGGGCAUAAACCUCUAUGACAGCUGUGUAGACGAUGUAAUGGACCCCGCCAUAUUUGUGGUGUUUGAGAAGCACCAGAUCUACCCCGAGUACCUGAUACAGUACAAUUAGACAGUGUACUGGUGAAAGAAACCAGCUACCUUAUUAGCUUACCAACUCAGCACAGUUUCUUUCAUGUGCUGAUAGUGAGACAAAUGUAACUUUGAGUACUCAGAGUAGAAAAGAGAUAUGAGAACCACAUGUUUACCAUUAAGCAUUUAGCAAUGUUGGUAAAAAUGUGUGAAUUGUCCUGGGAAAUACUCGGUAAAACUAGCUUCCCAGUCAGUUGCUAUUUUAGGUUUAAUUCAAAUGAUGAAAAUUCUGAAUAAGCAAGUUUCUUUUGUUUGUUUCGAUGCUCAAACUUUUUCAACUCGACCAAAUGCAAAGUGAUUUUUAAAAGAAGACAAAUUUCCACAAAUCACAAACAUUUCCAGUCAGUCUGUCUUCAUGUUGCACAUGAAGACAUAUGUGCAUCUUUUGCAUCUUUUAUGUGCAAAAGAUGCACAUAAAACCAGGCUGGCACAAUCCCAUUUGCUGAGGUGUUUUUUUAUAGAAAUUACACUAACUUUUAUACAAAAUGUAAUAAUGACAUUUUGUAUCGCUAAUGAUCUUAGCAUACAAAAUGCUAUUUUAUGUAUCUCCUUAAUGGUGGGCCAAUCUAAAGAAAAGUUUUUUAAUAACAUUGCAGUUAUUAACAUCUAUUUUAAGCCAUGUCUUUAAGUUUUCAUAUUUAUCACCCUGACAAUGCGAUGAUGUCUCCAUUUGUUGUUGUUGUGACAUUCAACAUACGCGAAGGAAUUUAGUUAUACUCAACAUAAAUACAGAAUGAAGAAUUUGACAAAGCACUACAGGCUUAGCAAAAACCGCCCAUAGGACAGGUUUAUGUGAGUUAUAUAGAUAUGCUGCAGCGUGCUAACCAUAUCAGAAGAAAAGCCUGAGUGCUUUCCUCGUGAUUAUCUCGGGAAGUUUUAUACGUCAUCCACGUUUAGUGGUUAUCAUGCGAAAGCGUCGUACCUAAAACAUAUAAAAAGGGAUACCGUUGGAGGCGUUUAGAGCCUCAGAUUCUCGUAAGGAUUUGUCCGAGACACGACGGACUGCGUGUUGGUGCCUGAUGAUAGCUUUGCUGUUUUAGAUGACCUUUGCAACGUCAGCAGCAAGCAGGGACCAACGUCUGGGAACACGUAUAGAAACAAACAGCAGCAGUGUGCGAUGCUCACUGUGCUCGGAAAAGCUUGAGAAGAAGGAAAGCGAAAAACAUGGACCUUCUAGUCCAGCGGUCCCCAACCUUUUUUGCGCCACGGACCGGUUUAAUGUCAGACAAUAUUUUCCCGGACCGGUGUUCCGGGAAUCCAUCCUACCUGACAAACCAUCCUACCUGUUGUUUGUACACAUGCGCACAACACGAAAUUAAGUGGCGAACCGUCCUACCUUUGUGAAUAUGAGCGAGAAGAAUACUCCGAUGGGCAAAGUUAAGUGGCAAACCGUCAUGCCUACUUAAAUUUGUGCUGGAAUUAGGAAGUAGGAUGGUUUGUCAGAGCACCGGCUUUUAAGGUGUCGCGGAUAAAUACAAGAGAAUAAAAUGAUACGACCAAGACAAAUAUAAUAAUAAACCUGAAUUCACUGUGUGAUUGUGU
Haplochromis burtoni (Burton's mouthbrooder) is the source of this 3990-nucleotide messenger RNA. Its product is annotated as protein mono-ADP-ribosyltransferase PARP12. Gene Ontology annotation, molecular function: NAD+ poly-ADP-ribosyltransferase activity; metal ion binding. The transcript has 13 exons. The record is from RefSeq and is a predicted model, not a curated record. Bases 140 to 2428 code for a protein of 762 amino acids. Lineage: Eukaryota; Metazoa; Chordata; Actinopteri; Cichliformes; Cichlidae.